This is a messenger RNA of Tympanuchus pallidicinctus (lesser prairie-chicken), 1520 nucleotides long. RefSeq lists its product as uncharacterized. The transcript has a single exon. The record is from RefSeq and is a predicted model, not a curated record. NCBI's taxonomy places the organism in Eukaryota, Metazoa, Chordata, Aves, Galliformes, Phasianidae.
GGGUGGCAGCAGGGAUUUCACGCGCAGGACGGGGCGGCGCUGAUGAGGGGCGCUGCGGGCCGAUGGCCGCCGUGUGCGCGGCUCCUGCGUCUGCUUCACGCAACGGAGCUCCUGGCGCGGCUCGGGAUCUCCUGCGUGGGACUGGGGCUGCCUGCUCCUCACCGAGCAGGAGAGGCAUUUCAGGCUUCGUCUGAGCCUCGUGUCUGUCUGCGGCCCCUGCCAGAAACCGGAGAUAAACAGGAUGAGCUCAGCGGUGCCGCUCCCAGAGGACGGCAGGAUGAGAGGCCGCCUUGUUUUCACGCGCCUCGCGCGGCCGGCGGCGCAGGGCUGGGGGGGGAGCGUUGCUCCGGGCCGGCAGGGAGCGUCCAGGGCUGCCGUGAGCAGCAGGCGGCGCUCCCUGCGAUGGGCGGCGGCCGGGAGCUCGGGGCGCAGCCGGCCGGGGGAGCUUGCAGAGCUUGCAGAGCUUGCGCGGUCCUUGUGAAAAACGAAGCUCGUCCUCGAGCGGGACGGCUCUGCAAGUAAGUAGGGACGGUGCGUGCUGCGGUCCCGUCCCACGGUGUGCCGGGGUGCUUCCGUGCGGCGCUCCUGCCCUGUUGUCGCUCCUGCCUGCUGUGAGCAGCCGGCGCUGUGCUGCUCUGUGCUCUGUCGCUGGGAUGCGCCGCGGUGCUGCCGAGCUGCUGCCCGUGCUGAAGUUGCUCUCGGGGGCAGCUCUGCCUCCUGCCCGCGUGGAGGCGCUCCGUCCGUCUGCACGGCGCCCCCUGCGCGCACGCCGGUGGAUGUCCUGUGGUGUUUCCGGGCUGUAGGGGCAGCAGAGCGGACCUGUGGGGCUCACUGCCUGCUCACGGCACCCGCGGCCCUGCGGCGCCAUCCAGAGCUGCGCUGCCAUCCCGGGCUGCGCUGCCAUCCAGAGCUGCGCUGCCAUCCGGUGCUGCGCUGCCAUCCCGAGCUGCGCUGCCAUCCAGAGCUGCGCUGCCAUCCGGUGCUGCGCUGCCAUCCCGAGCUGCGCUGCCAUCCCGGGCUGCGCUCCCUGCCCCUUCCUGAGAGCCCGGCUCCCCGCGCGGUGCGGCAGGAGGCGGCGCUGCGGGAGCGCCGAGCCGAGCGCUGGGAUCGGUGCUCCUGAUGUCGCUGCCCUGUCACGCGUCCCACCAGGUGAGGUUGGGCCGUCCCACAGCAGCGCGGCGCCGGCCGGGCCCACGGCGCGGUGUUGGGGUGGAGGGGUGAGGAAGGAGCCCGCUGUGGUUGCCCACCUCCCUGCCUGCUGCAAACCGCCUGUUUUCUGCCCCAGUGGUUUCUGCCUAACAAAUGGUGUUUCUUUUUUACAGCGUUAUGAUCCUGGACUUGUUGUGGUGAUGGUAAACUUAGCAGUGGUAAUUUUUAAUUUUCAGACUGAAUUACUCCUUUUGUCAUCAGUGCACCAAUAUGUUAGGCUUACUUUCUCUGUUGUAGCCAUCAUCCUUCUGCUUGGUCUUUCAUUUUCCUUUCCUUUCUUUAUGCACACUUGUCUGAUCCUCGUUCAUUAA